CAAACGGGCAGACUGGCUGUUCGCCUCGCCUGCCAGAGCCCAAAAGCCAAGAGAUUCUUACGCGUUUCAGUCGCCUGAGGUCCAAGGGUUGAGGAGCUUAAAUACAAUCCCAAGGUCAAAGCUUCGAGUCUCGGUGCCUCUCUCGCAACAUCUGUCCUGACUGUUGUCCUGACUGUUGCUGUCCCGAAAGCCAGGCUUGUCUUUGUGUUCCACAGAGAGAGAGCACUUGAGCCGUCACCAAAAGAUCCCAGUCUAUUAUUACCCCCCCCCCCCACUUCGUCAUGGCUGAGAAGAACCCCUCGGGCGAGCAGAACUUCCCACCACCUCCUCCCGGCCCACCACCUGGGCACAAUGGCCUCGCCAUGAACCCGAGCGACCACCCCGCCCCAGACUCGAACUCGGAGCUCUACGACAACACCCCUCCCACCCAUUCCGACGCCCAGUUCCAGGCCCAGCAUCAGACCCAGCAGCAGCAGCAGACUGCCCAUCAGGUCCCUCCUCCCGACAGUGAUGGCGCCCCCAAGAAGGUAGGAUGGGGCCAGCGUUUCAGUGCCUGGGGCGGCAAGGCCGCGACCCCAUUCAACAUGCUGGCAAAUAAGCUCGGGUCAGAGAGUUUCCUCCCUGAUACCAUGGACAAGGAGUGCGAGAAGGCCGCAAGGAUCCUGAGGAGCUUCUGCAAGGAUGGGAUCUAUACCGACGCACAGGCGCCCGAGACCGUCGAGGCCCCAACCACCGACGCUGAUGGGAAGCCCACCACUGCCGCCGCGAAGCCCAAGAAGAACCGAACCCUCCUGACCAUCCCCUCCAAGGUCAUCAACCGCGCCGUGGGCCUGGCCAUCUUUACGACCGCUCGCGCCGGCUUCCACGUCUCGGGUGCCACCGGCUCGGGCGUCAUCAUUGCUCGCCUCCCCGAUGGCAGCUGGUCACCUCCUUCGGGCAUCCAGGUCCACAGCGUCGGUGCCGGUUUCAUGGUCGGUCUCGACAUAUACGACUGUAUUGUCGUCAUCAACACAAGGGAGGCUCUGGAGGCUUUCACAAAGACGCGCAUGUCGCUGGGCUCCGACCUUGCCGUCGUGGCUGGUCCUUGGGGCGCAGGCGGCAGCGUCGACUUCGCCGCACCUCAAUCACAGAAGGGCAAGGCCAAGGCGGGCGAUGCUCCUGGGUCCCCAGACCCGACGACUAAGGACGCCGAGGGCAAGCCAGCCACUCCUCCGCCCGCCGCAAGCGAGAAACACCCCGACGGCGCGGAACCUGUCCCGACGGUGAACGAGCCGACCGCAGACAAGACCACUGCCGAGGCGGCAGAACGCCCCCAGGCCGGCAAAGAGCGCAAGCCAUCCGGCCUUAAGCAGGCCCUCAAGCCUACCUAUUCCUACGUCAAAUCGCGGGGGUUCUACGCAGGCGUCCAGGUGGACGGCACAAUCGUCACUGAGCGCAAGGACGCCAACACCGCAUUCUACGGUGAGCCGGUUGGCGUUCAGAGUAUCCUGAAAGGCGAGGCGCCUCUGGUUCCCGGCAAGGAGAACUGGGUGAACAUCGUCAAGCCCCUCUUCGAUACCAUCAAGGGAGCCGAGGGCUGGAGGGCUCAAGGCGGAACCCAGCAAGGCCAGCAGUGGGCGAACCAGCAAGGCCCAUCCGACACGUACGGCCACGGCAACGCGCCCCAGGGCUACCCCACCGGCUUCGACCCCGUCUUCUCCGGCGCUGGCGAGAACCCACCAGCGAAGCCCCCCCGCCCCGGCGUAUCCGGCGUCACGGAGGGCGUGCACGGCCUCGGCCUCGGCGGCUCCUCGCCAGCAGGGCCCCCGCCGCACGCGGACACCCAGACCCCAGCAGCGCGCUCAAAAGCCGCAGAGGCCGCCGCCGAGGCCGAGGCCGCCCGCGAGCAGGAGCGGCGGGAGAGGCAGGAGCUGGAGCAGGAGACCGCCCAGGCGGUCGCCGGCGGUGCUGCGAGGCCGCUGUCCAUGGCGCCGCCUUACACCGAGUCGGCCGGGCCCGCCGAGGCGUCGCACGGGGAAGCGGGCGGGGAGCAACCGCCUCCCGCGUAUACGGACGACGGCGUGGCAAGGCCUGGGGUCGGGGACACGAAGCACCCCGGAGGACCGCCGUCGUGAUUGGGAAGUCCGCGUGAGAUGGAGCCCAAGAGGCCGUCAUGUCGAUGCUGUACGUGCCGUUUAGACAGACACACAGACAAAUAGAAUAGGGUUGAGCGGGUAGGAUGGAUGGCGUUUUCAACAGCUGGGAACAAAGGGAGCACACGCGGGUCCAAUUCCGCUCGUGCCUGGCACGAUGAUGAUGAUGAUGAUGAUACCUGCUGGAUUGGGGGUGCAAUUCUGUGCAAGAAAACCAAAAUAUCCACUAAAUAGUCUAACGAACUCUAAUGCCAUUGUUUUCCUCACUUCCGCUCUACAGCGGUACAUACAAAUAAACCAUAUCCCCCCGGCCGGCAACGGCAGCGUCACAGCAGUAUCACAUAUCUACCCUUCCAAGAUAAUUCCCAGACACAAAUGCAUCUUUCCCAUCAAUGCAAUCAGUGCGUGCACGUGCGUGAUACAAAGGUCGGUCGGUCCUCAGGAAUACCCUGUCGUGUGACUGUAAAUUGCAGCCCCCUUGCCUACCUACCUACCUACCUACCUACCUACCUAGGUAGGUAGCAUUGAGAGGCAGAAGAGGCUUGCAAGCAGGGAGCAAGGAGGCCAAGACAUGAACAAGAGUCCAAGCCACCGGGUAAGAACAUAAUAAGCCAUCCCUCAUGGCCCGCAUGAC
Molecule: messenger RNA, 2766 nt
Organism: Diaporthe batatas
Lineage: Eukaryota; Fungi; Ascomycota; Sordariomycetes; Diaporthales; Diaporthaceae
Exons: 2
Coding region: 282-2114 (610 amino acids)
Molecular function (GO): phosphatidylinositol binding
Source: RefSeq, a predicted model, not a curated record